Messenger RNA from Cercospora beticola, 670 nucleotides. It is a transcript of the gene TIM9, whose product is annotated as protein transporter TIM9. The record is from RefSeq and is a predicted model, not a curated record. NCBI's taxonomy places the organism in Eukaryota, Fungi, Ascomycota, Dothideomycetes, Mycosphaerellales, Mycosphaerellaceae.
GCAACGAGCCGCCUUCGAUUCCACCCCCAAGCCACGCACCCUCGCAUCGCCGUUUCAUCGUACACAGUAGCAGACGGGGCACCACACACAAUGGAUAGUCUCAAUGCGGCAGAGCAGCGCGAGCUGCAGACUCGCAUCGAACGCAAGCAGAUGAAGGACUUUAUGAACAUGUACUCGAACCUCGUCCAGCGAUGCUUCAACGACUGCGUCAGCGAUUUCACAUCCAAGAGCCUGUCGAGUAAGGAGGAGGGAUGCGUGAUGCGAUGUGUCGACAAGUUCCUGAAGAGCUCCGAGCGGUUGGGCGAGCGCUUUCAAGAGCAGAAUGCGCAGAUGCAGCAACAGGGAAGCAUGGGCCUGGGAAGAUGAGCAGAAUUUGAGUCUGCGAUUGUACAAGUACUCAAUGUGCUGCGAAUGGCGACCACAGAGGCGCUGCAAUGCACGGCGCCAUUCGGGAUUGAUUCGAUGAAGCAUAUGCUGCUCAGCUCUACCCGCAAAGGCCAGGAAGUGCUACCGGUCUAUGUCGGGCGUGUCCCCUGAGAGACAGAGGUCUCGGGAGAGCAGAUACGCAUGGUCUUCGCAGCAUACUGGACAGAACCAGCAAGCAUUCAACUCUUGGUCAAUAAGCCACGAAGGCUGAGAUCGUAAACAACGUCCUCCACCUCCUUCACCU